CACUUCUCGCGAGAGUAGCGUGUUGUUUUUACAUAGCUAGCACUUAAUAAGCUAGCUAGUUUCUCUGCAGUGCUCUCGUUCCUAUUCAACUGCAAUGGACGCCCUCGGAGCCCUUGACGAUGCAGAGAGGCCCCGGCACCGUCCUUUCUUGAUCGGGGUUAGUGGAGGAACCGCCAGCGGCAAGUCAACAGUUUGUGCCAAGAUAAUGGAGCUCCUGGGCCAACACAAGGUGGACCACCGCCAGAGGAAGGUGGCCAUCAUCAGUCAGGACUGUUUCUAUCGAGUCCUGACUCCAGAGCAGAAGGCAAAGGCACUGAAAGGCCAGUACAACUUUGAUCACCCAGAGGCAUUUGACAACGAUUUAAUGUAUAAAACCUUGAAGGACAUUGCGGAGGGAAAAGUGGUGGAAGUGCCAACAUAUGAUUUUGUUACCCAUUCCAGGCUGGAAGACAGGAUCACAGUUUACCCAGCAGACGUGGUCCUCUUUGAAGGCAUCCUCGUUUUCUACCCCCAGAAAGUACGUGAUAUGUUUCACAUGAAGCUCUUUGUGGACACAGAUUCAGACGUCAGACUGUCUCGCAGAGUUCUGCGAGACAUGAACAGAGGGAGAGACUUGGAGCAAAUUCUUUCACAGUAUACGACGUUUGUCAAGCCUGCUUUUGAGGAAUUUUGUUUGCCUACGAAGAAGUACGCUGAUGUGAUCAUUCCGAGAGGAGUGGACAAUAUGGUGGCCAUCAACCUCAUCGUGCAGCACAUCCAGGACAUUCUGAAUGGAGACAUCUGCAAAUGGCAACGUGGGUCCAUCAACAGCAAUGGGCGGGGCUUCAAACGGGCCAUUUCAGAGCAGGGUGACCUGCAGAUUGGAGCCACUAAUCCUGCAGGAAAGAGGGUCCUGCUGGAGCCCAGUAGUCGCCCUCACUGAGACUGCGGAUGAAUGUAGGCCGAGGAUGAGCUUUGAGUCGGGAAUCGCUGCUGCUGAUUUUUGCGGAGUGGGUCGGCAACUGACGGAGUUUUGAGAAACUCGGUCACUACUCCGACGUCAGUUUCCCCCUCUGUGUAGCUUUUUAAAAUUGUCCACAUUAACGAUAUCAAAAGUAUCCAGUGUCAUAAGUCUUGGUAAUUUUAUUGUUUGUGCACAAUGAAUAUGUUAAUAGUGUGCUUUUCACAUGUAAUAGUCUUCCAUUAUUUUUUUCUUAAGUUUUAAUGUGUUCAGGUAAUGUUACUGAAAACACGAGUGAUAAAGGUCAGAGACAGGAAAAUAUUUAAAUUCCGCCAUGCUUUUGCACUGAGUUUUAAUUUUUGCUUUUUUGGUGAUUUAAUGGAGAUAAAUAUAUAUAUUUAAAUUAUAUUAAUACUAGAUUGUUGCUUUCCGUCUGUUUUUAGUAACUUGGGUUUUCUAUUGAGAGCUUCCUUUUGAAUAUUGAAUGCUGAACACACGCCUUAACAUUUUUAAGUUUAUCUUCCAUACACUGUUCUGUUCAAUAAUAAAAAAAGAAAUUCUAUUA
This is a messenger RNA of Solea senegalensis (Senegalese sole), 1505 nucleotides long. It is a transcript of the gene uck1, whose product is annotated as uridine-cytidine kinase 1. The record is from RefSeq and is a predicted model, not a curated record. Gene Ontology annotation, cellular component: cytoplasm; cytosol. Gene Ontology annotation, molecular function: ATP binding; kinase activity. Bases 95 to 922 code for a protein of 275 amino acids. The transcript is spliced from 7 exons. Lineage: Eukaryota; Metazoa; Chordata; Actinopteri; Pleuronectiformes; Soleidae.